AUGGGCUCCAAAAAGCAUUCUGGUUCGAAGAAAGAAGAUCCUCCAAAGCUGUCUGAGGCAGCUAAGGCGGAGGAACUGAGUACCUCGUCAUCCUCUAGCUCAUCUUCCUCUUCUUCAUCAUCAUCUUCUUCAUCUUCCUCUUCCUCUUCAUCUUCCUCUUCCUCUUCCUCUUCAUCUUCCUCAUCAUCCGAGUCGUCCUCAUCCUCAUCAGAGUCUGAAUCAGAAUCCAAUGCUAAUCAUUCGAAGAGUAAUGUAGCUUCUGUAAAGUCCAAUGGGGAGUUGAGCACAAGUAGCUCGUCAAGCUCGUCUAGCAGCAGCUCGAGCUCUGGAAGUGGCGACUCAAGCUCUGAGAGUAGCGAUUCCAGUUCCUCGGAAGACUCUGACAGCGAUUCAAGCUCGGAUGAGGAAGAUAAGAAGGCCAAAAAAACUUCUCACAAGCGUCAGCAUGAAGAGAAGGACUCUAAACCAUCGAAUAAAAAGCAAAAGAGGGAAGAUGGCUCCUCUAGUGGUUCCUCUAGUGAUUCUGAUAGUGAGUCAUCUUCCUCCGACGAAGAUGACAGUAGCUCUGGUAGUGACAGCGACAGCGACUCCAACAGCGACAGCGACUCCAGCAGCGGCAGCGACUCCAGCAGCGACAGUGACUCCAGCAGUGACAGUGACUCCAGUAGCUCAAGUGAUAGUGAUUCUAGCAGCUCUAGCGACAGUGAUUCUAGCAACUCCAGUGACAGCGAUUCCAGCAGCUCUAGUGACAGUGAUUCCAGCAGCUCUAGUGACAGUGAUUCCAGCAGCUCUAGUGACAGUGAUUCCAGCAGCUCUGAUGAUUCGAGUGCUUCGUCUGAUAGCGAAUCUGAUGGCUCAUCAGACAGCAGCUCGAGUUCUUCGGGAGAUUCUUCCGAUGACUCCUCAGAGGACGACUCAAGUGAUUCCUCGAGUAGUGGAUCAUCGGACUCGAGUUCUAGUGAAUCUUCAGACUCUGGUGAUUCUUCUGAUUCAUCCUCUGACUCUGAUUCAUCCUCUGACUCUGAUUCUUCAGACAGUGAUACUUCUAAUUCAUCAAUUAAAUCAGAAGCGGACACCAAGACAACAGCAAAGAGAACAAGAGACGUACGCGAUAAAGACGAAUCGGAAGCUGACAGUGCCUCUAAAUCAUCUUCUUCAUCCAAGACAGCCUCCCCUGAUGUUACCGAACCAGUUAAGAAGAAGACAGCUAUUCCUGCUAUAAUCGACGAGCAGCCUGGAAAACGGAAGCAUUUUUCUAGAAUUGACAGAGCUAAAAUUUCCUUUGAGGCUGAAGCAUUGACAGAUAACACAUAUAAAGGGGCUGCCGGUACCUGGGGUGAGAUGGCCAAUGAAAAGCUUGGGAGAGUUAGAGGGAAGGACUUCACAAAGAACAAAAACAAGCUAAAGAGAGGAUCCUAUAGAGGUGGCUCAAUAACUCUAGCAUCGGGUUCGUAUAAAUUUACUGAUUAG
Lachancea fermentati is the source of this 1470-nucleotide messenger RNA. The record is from the annotation of a GenBank genome assembly. NCBI's taxonomy places the organism in Eukaryota, Fungi, Ascomycota, Saccharomycetes, Saccharomycetales, Saccharomycetaceae.